AAAACUAUUCUAAUUAUUGCCUGCCUUACGUUUGAGGAAGAGAAAGCCAACAAGAAAUCGUGCUCUGGGGCGUAAUUACAGCCAGUCUGUUCUGAGAAGAGCAUGGCUGCCGAAGAGGCCCCGACCCCUGCUCCGACUAUACAGAAGCAGGGGUCUGUGGACACGUACAAGUGGUCCAACAAAAGGGAAGACUAUGAGCUGCUUGAUGUCAUAGGGAGUGGCGCUACGUCUGUUGUGCAGGCAGCUAACUGUCUCACCAAUAACACGAAGGUGGCCAUCAAGAGGAUAGAGCUCGAGCAGUGCGGGGCCACCAUUGAGGAACUUCAGCGAGAAAUCGGACUAAUGAGCAACUGCAGCCAUCCGAAUGUUGUCAGUUACUACACCUCGUUUGUCGUCAAAGACGAACUGUGGCUGGUGAUGAAGAUGAUGUCAGGAGGUCACUUCUAAUUUUAGCAACACUAAACUUAGCAGCACUGUUACCAUAUUUGUCGCAGGGUCACUGCUGGACAUUAUCAAACACAUCGUUGCCGAGGGCGACUCCAAGGGCGGAGUCCUGGAGGAGGUCACCAUAGCAACAGUCUUGAAGGGGGUACUCCAGGGUUUGGAGUAUUUCCAUGCCAACGGUCUCAUUCACAGGUUUAUUUUUACUAUUCCCUCUUUGUAGAUACUUGUGUAGGAGUUUCUUGUUUUUGCAGAGAUGUGAAAGCCGGUAAUAUCUUGAUAGGUGAAGAUGGGUCUGUACAAGUAGCAGGUAUCAACUACAUUUUUCUCUCUCUCUGUCGUCUGUUUUCUUUCUCUUCCUUCUUCAUUCUCUCUUUCUCUUUACUUUUCUUUACUCCUCUCUCUCUCUCUCACUCUCUCAUCCAGACUUUGGUGUAAGUAACUGGCUCUACGACUCACAGCUCAGACUAGGAGGGAAGGCCGCCUCUCGUAAGAGUCCCCGCAGGACGUUUGUCGGAACCCCUUGUUGGAUGGCCCCAGAGGUCAUGGACCAGGUGAACUGUUUAUAGAACGUACUAAUUCAGAACUAGGGUCUAGGAGUGUGAUGACGGAUGGCUACUACUCUUUACUCUACUGUAUGAGUAUAUACUGUCCUGAUCCGUCAUGCAGUCUGUGGGCUACAACGAAAAGGCCGACAUUUGGAGUUUUGGAAUCACUGCCCUGGAGCUGGCCACUGGCACCGCUCCCUACGCAAAAUUCCCCCCCAUGAAGGUGCUGAUGCUGACACUGGAGAACCCUCCACCCACUCUGGAGACCUGCGGAGAUCUGAACAGAGACGAAUACAAGAAACACUACUCAAAGAGCUUCCAGAAAAUGGUCGAGAAAUGCCUCCAAAGAGAUCCAGCUAAGAGACCAACCGCUUCGGAGUUGCAGAAACACCAGUUCUUCAAGAAAGCCAGAGAGAGUGACUAUCUCGUCCAGACCAUCAUCAAACAGGGGCCGAGCUUUGCCUCCAGAGCUAAGAGGGUUAAGCGGGUUCCGGGAUCCAGUGGAAGACUCCACAAGACGGAGGACGGUGGGUGGGCGUGGUCUGACGAUGAGUUGUCGGAGAGAGCCGAUGAGGAAGACAGAGAAAAUAAACCGUCUGCUGAUGAGGACGCCGUGGUGACCUCUACCACCAUUCCUACUGUUCAGGUAUCUGCUCCAGGGACAUCCUCAUCAUCAACUGCUGAUCCCUCUGCACAAUCUCAACUGGAUAAAAAAAUUGCCCAGAUUGAGGAGAAGAUGAAAAGGUUAAAGAUGGAUAGAGAGCAGUUGACAACUCAGCAACAGCAGAAUCCUGCUGAGUUUACGGAAGAGCAGUACAAGUCCUCAGUGGCACUCCUGGAGAAUAUCCAGCGUCUCGAAAGAGAAAAACACGAGCUCGAGUUCCAGGCUUCACGGCUCCGAGGCUCCGUCCCCAGGUUUCCGGUGGCAACAGCUCCACCUCAGACUGCAGCUCUGUUAAAAUUCUGCCUUAGAAUACGAACGGAGCAAAAUCAGUUGAAGGACAUAAAGUUUGACUUCAUUCCGGGAAAAGAUAGUGCUGAUGCCCUUUCCAACGACCUAAUAGCUGCCGGACUUCUCGAAAUGAAGAACAUUGUUGUCGUUGCAGCCAAUAUCACGAAGUUGGUUGAGAAUCCAUCACAGAAGAAGCUCAUUUUUCCACUGGGAAAUAUGCCUCCUUCACAACUGGAGGAGAAAAAGCUCAUUGGCUAUGCCCAACUGAAUCUCAUAGAGUAAAUUAGUGUGUGUUUGUCAAUUUUUGUGUUUUCUUGUUUUCUUAUACGAACUUAUUUCAUUGUACAACUAGUAUUUUAGUGGUGAUGACAAUUUUAGUAUCUGUAGUAAAGAAGAAGUCAAGUUGUACUAUUCAAAUUAAUGUUUGCAGAAAG
Messenger RNA from Geodia barretti, 2375 nucleotides. The record is from the annotation of a GenBank genome assembly. Lineage: Eukaryota; Metazoa; Porifera; Demospongiae; Tetractinellida; Geodiidae.